Paramecium sonneborni is the source of this 183-nucleotide messenger RNA. The record is from the annotation of a GenBank genome assembly. NCBI's taxonomy places the organism in Eukaryota, Ciliophora, Oligohymenophorea, Peniculida, Parameciidae.
AUGGAUUUCAAAAAAUCAUUUAAUGAUUCUUUAGAGAAAAUGCAUAGAUAGACAUAAUAAUAUACAUUUCUAAUUAAAAAAAAACAAUAAAAAUUAUUGGAAUAAGAAUAAUAAUUAAAUUACUUUGUAGAUAUAUUAUAAUCUGAGUUAUAUUCCAAGGAUGAUAGAAAUCGCCUUAAUUGA